UUUCAGCUGUGACUGGAACUGUUGAUUUUGCUGUCAUAACAAACCGAAUUUCACGUGUGGCACGGUCUUACAAUUGCACGCCGAUUUGAAUAUUUGAGUUUUUAUCAAUUAUAUUGUAUCAAAUAAAAAUUAAAUACCGCAUUAAAAAUCAAAAAACAUGUCGUCAUCAUUCUUUCUAAAAAAAGAGCCAAAGGCUAGCAAAAAACGAAAGUUAUCCAAAGAACCCCGCGGAACCGGCGGCAAGAAGGGACCUGGAAGGAAACAAACGUCAAACUCAAUCCCACCUGCACGUAAACGCCCACAAAAGGAGGAUGAAGAAAUUGCGAGUGAUGAAGAGUUCGAGAGCGGACUCGACGGUGAAGGAGAUGCAUCCAAUUUGGUUUUCUCAUCUGAUGAAGUCGAGGAGGAGACACCACAAGACAAACGUUUACGUUUAGCGAAGCAAUAUCUAGAAGAAAUAGAGAAACAAGAAGCAGAACGUGCAGAAGACAAAGAGUUACAUGACCAUGUAUCGCAAAGACUGCAAUCUGAAUAUCUUGAUAGUGUGGGAAAGUUGCGGCGUAAUAUAGCUGCUGGCAUAGAAGAUUAUGAUGCAGAUAAUGUGGUAGCGCUGAAACAUAAAAAGCAACAUUUACCGAUGUGUGCGCUGGCCGUUUCGCCAGAUGGUAAAUAUGUGUUUAGUGGAGCCAAAACGCAAUAUGUGUUAAAGUGGAGUGUGCAAGGUCAAGUGAGCCUGGAAGGUUUCUUCAACGUGCAGCCACAUACGGAAGACGGAGAAAGUGACAAACACCGACGUUCACAUGUAACUGCUAUAUGUUUAUCUAGUGACAUGAAAUACUUAGCAUUAGCAGAAGGUGGUCGAAAUAUUCAAAUUUGGUGUCCAAAAGAAUUGAAGCACUUAAAAACAUUCAAAGGACAUAGAGAUGCUGUAACAGCGCUAGUUUUUCGAAGGGACACACAUGAAUUAUAUUCUGGUUCAAGAGAUAGAUCCGUAAAAAUCUGGUCAUUGGACGAAAUGGCCUACGUGGAAAGUUUAUUUGGGCAUCAAGCACCUGUUACAGGCAUCGACGCACUUAGUCGCGAACGGGCAAUUACCUCAGGUGGCAUAGAUUGUUCAUUGCGUAUAUGGAAAAUUACAGAAGAAUCGCAACUCAUAUACAACGGACAUCAAAAUGGCAUCGAAUGUGUUAAAUUUAUUAACGAUGAGAACUUCGUUUCUGGUGGCGAAGAUGGUUCAAUUUGUUUGUGGAGCGCAUUGAAAAAGAAGUCUUUAUGCACUGUUACGUUAGCGCACGGCACCCAAAGCAAUGGCUUGGCCAACUGGAUAACGGCGAUUGCGUGUGUAGUAAAUACAGAUCUGUUAGCGUCAGGUUCCUUUGAUGGAUUCAUCCGAUUGUGGCAGUGUAUGGAUAAUUCACGUAAACUGAAAGAGAUUUUGAAGAUUCCUAUGCCAGGUUUUAUAAACAACUUGGCGUUUAACAAUAAUGGUACUAAAUUAUUUGCCGCUGUUGGACAAGAACACCGACUUGGACGUUGGUGGCGCAUCAAAGACGCGAAAAAUAAAAUAGUUAUAAUCGAUUUAGUAACAAAUUCGGCUAAAACUAGUUAGGGACUACUAAAAAUAAUAGACAUUAAGGUCAAUGCUUGUAAAUUUAAGCGUUUAAUUAAAUGUUGGAUACAUUUUUAAAUGAAGCUUUGUCUUAGGAAUGUUUAUGUUAAAUACUAAAGUUUAAAGCUUAAGUCAAAAACAAACGUUACAAAAAUAAAAUUUUGUAAAAAAAAAGU
This is a messenger RNA of Ceratitis capitata (Mediterranean fruit fly), 1785 nucleotides long. It is a transcript of the gene U3-55K, whose product is annotated as U3 small nucleolar RNA-interacting protein 2. The transcript has 5 exons. Gene Ontology annotation, cellular component: small-subunit processome. The coding region runs from base 158 to 1609 and encodes 483 amino acids. Lineage: Eukaryota; Metazoa; Arthropoda; Insecta; Diptera; Tephritidae. Gene Ontology annotation, molecular function: snoRNA binding; protein binding. The record is from RefSeq and is a predicted model, not a curated record.